AUGACAAAUAUUAUCCAUAUAAAUCAAUUAACGUCAUACGAAAAUGAUUGGAAAAUAAAGGUUUUGGUACUGAACAAAAGUGAAAUCAAGGAUUACAAAAAUGCAAAAGGACCUGGAAAGUUUCAAAAAAUAACUUUAUUGGAUGAUGAGGGAACAAAAAUACAAGCAAUAUUUUUCAAUGAUGUUGUUGAUAACUUAUGUGAUACAUUGAAUGCUGGAAAAACUUAUUUUAUUUCUGAUGCAAUCGUAAAAAAAGUGAAUCCAAAUUUUAAAAAUAUCAACAAAGAACAUGAACUAACUCUCAAUGCCAAUUCAAAAAUUGAAGAAGUUGAAGAUUGCUUAGAUGUAGAAAAAUCAAAGUAUAAUUUUACUAAGCUCAAUGAAUUGAAAUGGGAUGCUGACACAUGCAAAAGGAAUGAAUUAUUAGAUGUUAUUGGAAUACUUGUACAAGUUCAAAAUGCAUUCACCAUAACAACAAGAUUUAAUGUCAAAAAAAAUAAAAGAGAAAUAAAAAUAAUGGACAAAGAGUCUACUCCGAUAUUGCUGACAUUAUGGGAAAAUUAUGCAACAAAGGAAGGGAGCAAAUUGCUGGACAUUGUAUCACAAAAUCCUAUAAUUGUUUUUUCAGCAGUUUCUCAAGUAGAGUACCAAGGUGGCUCACUUGGUACAACAGGAUUUACAUCAAUUGAAAUAAAUCCAACGAUUCCAGAAGCAGAAGAUUUAAAGCAAUGGUAA
Molecule: messenger RNA, 735 nt
Organism: Macadamia integrifolia
Lineage: Eukaryota; Viridiplantae; Streptophyta; Magnoliopsida; Proteales; Proteaceae
Product: replication protein A 70 kDa DNA-binding subunit D-like
Exons: 5
Coding region: 1-735 (244 amino acids)
Source: RefSeq, a predicted model, not a curated record